This is a messenger RNA of Oryctolagus cuniculus (rabbit), 3534 nucleotides long. It is a transcript of the gene TAF6, whose product is annotated as TATA-box binding protein associated factor 6. The record is from RefSeq and is a predicted model, not a curated record. Gene Ontology annotation, cellular component: SAGA complex; transcription factor TFIID complex; SLIK (SAGA-like) complex. NCBI's taxonomy places the organism in Eukaryota, Metazoa, Chordata, Mammalia, Lagomorpha, Leporidae. Gene Ontology annotation, biological process: RNA polymerase II preinitiation complex assembly; transcription initiation at RNA polymerase II promoter. Gene Ontology annotation, molecular function: transcription coactivator activity; protein heterodimerization activity; RNA polymerase II general transcription initiation factor activity.
GAUUCGGGCACUGAUAAUAAGAAUGCCAAAAAUAAGAAGUGGUGCGGCGUAUUGAUUAAAUGCUCUGGGACAGAGCAAAAUGCAAUGGAAUGAGGGCAGACGAAUAGGGUGGUCAGCAUAGGUAGCAAUAAAGCUGGCCCCCACCAGAGGAGAAAAGGAACGAGUGGACUCCUGAGCAUGAAGCUGUAGAGGGACUUUAUGAGGAGAGACUCCUAGACAGAGGGAGAGAGCCGAGGCCGUAGAGCAAGAGCACGCCUCGCAGGUGGUUGUGGCAAGGUGGAAGAAGGAACAGGCCAGAGGUGGAAUGGGAGAGGGAAGACCUUGAAGGGUCGGUAGACAAGGAGCCAUUACAGGGAACUGUGGUUUGAAUACGACUUUUCCACCAGCUCUAAUCCCCAGAGUCACGCUAAUGGUGUUAAGGGGGUGGGAGCUUAAAUCUGACUUUGGCGUUUAGAGGCGUGGCCUUUGGAAGGUGUUAAGGUUUAGAUAAGGUCAUUAGGGUGAAGCCCUUGUAAUUGAAUCCUGGUGGGUUUAUAAGAACAGAGAUACACACAUACAAUCCCACCAGGACGUGAGGCAGCGUGGGGGCAGGGGACUUGCCAGCCCCUGUGAGCUGUGAACCUCUUUAUGGAGUAGCAUGCCUCAGGGACUUCAUUAUAGUAACAAAGAGCUGGCUGAUGCUCCAGGUUUUCAGUGGAGAAAUGACAAUCUGGCUUACAUUUUUUUUUUUUUUUUUUUGACAGGCAGAGUGGACAGAGAGACAGAGAGAAAGGUCUUCCUUUGCUGUUGGUUCACCCUCCAAUGGCCGCCGCGGCCAGCGCACCGCGCUGAUCCGAUGGCAGGAGCCAGGAGCCAGGUGCUUUUCCUGGUCUCCAAUGGGGUGCAGGGCCCAAGCACCUGGGCCAUCCUCCACUGCACUCCCUGGCCACAGCAGAGGGCUGGCCUGGAAGAGGGGCAACCGGGACAGAAUCCGGCGCCCCGACCGGGACUAGAACCCGGUGUGCCGGCGCCGCUAGGCGGAGGAUUAGCCUAGUGAGCCGCGGCGCCGGCCUUCAAUCUGGCUUACAUUUUGGCAGAGUCACUUUGGCUGCUAUGUUGGGAAUUCGUGUAGAGAGGAAGGAGUUACCCAGGCAAUAGGUGGAUGGUGGUGACCUGGGCCAAACUAAGUAAAAGAAUCAGGUUGGAUUACUUGGUGGAUCUGAUGGGAGGGUGGGAUAAAGAGUGCCUGGAUACAUGGAGAGCUGAGCUUGGAGAUGGUAAGGGAGACUGGGAAUUCGGUUUUGGUGGGGACUUUGGGUUGUUUUCCUCUUUGCCUCCUCCCUGUCUCUCCCCUACAGCAUCCUCCUUCAGGGAGGAGGAGUUCCAGAAUGGCUGAGGAGAAGAAGCUGAAACUUAGCAACACCGUGCUGCCCUCGGAAUCCAUGAAGGUGGUGGCCGAGUCCAUGGGCAUCGCCCAGAUCCAGGAGGAGACCUGCCAGCUGCUGACCGAUGAGGUCAGCUACCGCAUCAAGGAGAUCGCCCAGGACGCUUUGAAGUUCAUGCACAUGGGUAAGCGGCAGAAGCUCACCACCAGCGACAUUGACUACGCCCUGAAGCUGAAGAACGUCGAGCCCCUCUAUGGCUUCCACGCUCAGGAGUUCAUCCCUUUCCGUUUCGCCUCUGGCGGGGGACGGGAGCUGUACUUCUACGAGGAGAAGGAGGUUGAUCUGAGCGACAUCAUCAACACCCCGCUGCCCCGGGUGCCCCUGGACGUCUGCCUCAAAGCUCACUGGCUGAGCAUUGAAGGCUGCCAGCCAGCUAUACCAGAGAACCCACCCCCAGCUCCCAAAGAGCAGCAGAAGGCUGAGGCCACAGAACCCCUCAAGUCCACAAAGCCGGGCCAGGAGGAAGAUGGGCCCCUGAAAAGCAAAGGUCAAGGGGCCGCGCCAGCCGACGGCAAAGGGAAAGAGAAGAAGGCACCGCCCCUGCUGGAGGGGACCCCUUUGCGCCUGAAGCCCCGGAGCAUCCACGAGUUGUCCGUGGAGCAGCAGCUGUACUACAAGGAGAUCACAGAAGCCUGCGUGGGGUCCUGCGAGGCCAAGAGAGCGGAGGCUCUGCAGAGCAUUGCUACGGACCCGGGCCUCUACCAGAUGCUGCCGCGAUUCAGCACCUUCAUCUCAGAGGGGGUCCGUGUGAACGUAGUUCAGAACAACCUGGCCCUGCUCAUCUACCUGAUGCGCAUGGUAAAGGCGCUGAUGGACAACCCUACGCUGUAUCUAGAAAAAUACGUGCAUGAGCUGAUUCCAGCUGUGAUGACCUGCAUUGUGAGCAGGCAGCUGUGCCUGCGACCCGAUGUGGACAAUCACUGGGCACUCCGGGAUUUUGCCGCCCGCCUGGUGGCUCAGAUCUGCAAGCAUUUCAGCACAACCACUAACAACAUCCAGUCCCGGAUCACCAAGACCUUCACCAAGAGCUGGGUGGACGAGAAGACUCCGUGGACAACUCGUUACGGCUCCAUCGCAGGCUUGGCGGAGCUGGGACACGAUGUGAUCAAGACUCUGAUUCUGCCACGGCUGCAGCAGGAGGGGGAGCGGAUCCGCAGCGUCCUGGACGGGCCCGUGCUGAGCAAUAUCGACCGCAUCGGGGCCGACCACGUGCAGAGCCUCCUCCUGAAACACUGUGCCCCUGUUCUGGCAAAGCUGCGCCCACCGCCUGACAAUCAGGAUGCCUAUCGGGCAGAAUUUGGGUCCCUCGGGCCCCUCCUCUGCUCCCACGUGGUCAAGGCCCGGGCCCAGGCUGCUCUGCAGGCUCAGCAGGUCAACAGGACUACGCUGACCAUCACACAGCCCCGGCCCACACUGACCCUCUCACAGGCCCCUCAGCCUGGCCCUCGGACCCCUGGCUUGCUGAAGGUGCCGGGCUCCAUCACACUGCCCGUCCAGACAUUGGUGUCUGCACGAGCUGCCGCCCCACCCCAGCCUUCCCCUCCUCCAACCAAGUUUAUUGUAAUGUCCUCGUCCUCCAGCGCCUCAUCCACCCAACAGGUCCUGUCCCUCAGCACCUCAGCCCCCGGCUCAGGCUCCACCACUACCUCUCCUGUCACCACCACGGUCCCCAGCGUGCAGCCCAUUGUCAAGCUGGUCUCCACCGCCACCACCGCACCCCCCAGCACUGCCCCCUCUGGUCCGGGCAGUGUCCAGAAGUACAUUGUGGUCUCACUUCCCCCCACAGGGGAGGGCAAGGGGGGCCCUGCCUCCCACCCUUCUCCCGUCCCUCCCCCAUCAUCUUCCCCAUCCCCCCUUGGGGGCAGUGCCCUCUGUGGGGGGAAACAGGAAGCGGGGGACAGCCCCCCUCCAGCCCCAGGAACUCCAAAGGCUAAUGGCUCCCAGCCUUCCGGCUCAGGCUCCCCUCAGCCUGCUCCAUGACAGUGCCCCCCAUCUGCUGACCUGCACGUGUGCCAAGUGGAAGGAUGGAGCAGGCUGCUUCCCCCACGUGACUUUCUUUUUAGAUUACACAGCCAUUUCCCAGAAUAAAAGUUUGAUUUGUAAGCACUGA